AAACAAAGCCAAAAUCAGAACAGUCCUAGGAGUCUAGGACUGCUACUGCACUGUAUAAUUGCAUAAAAUAUAAAAGCAAGUGAUAGCUACAAAAUGUACAAGCCUCCGGCUGUGAAAGCUGGGAGGAUUACAACUAUGGGUAUUUUGAAAGACUAUAAAAAAAAACAGAAAAGGAAGAGAUAUUUUGAAAGACGAUAUAAUGCCGGCACAUCUUAGACAUGCCAUCAUCCUAUGUUGUUGCACAGGACCAUAACUUUUCUCCUAAGCAUUCACCUACUUGGCAUUGGAGCAAGUCAUUAAGUACACUACUCAACUGCCUGCAGUGUAGAGCAGAUUUGAAGUAGUCUCUGUUUAGGGAAAAUCAGAUUUCCUGAGUUCCUCCAAAACAAAGCAACCCAAGAGAUUCUUUGAUCUAAUCAUCUAUGCCGGCACACAGGUGAUCUGGAUCUUGACCUCCUUCCCCUGCCAAAUAAUUUUUAAUAAGUUGAACUUGACAGCCUGUGAAGUAAAAGGUUUGAAAGCUAAAGCCUUUCACCUGAGUUGCAUUUGGUUAUGAUGAUGGUUGAGUAUGCCUCAAAAACAUUAACACAAUCUAAUUUUAUUGACUGCAUGGUGACAUACCUGCUACUGGUAGUAUCAAGAGAAGAAUAGGGAGAAUGCCUGCGCUGAGAAUGCUUGCUAUGUGGUGACGGCGAAACUUGUCUAAAAAUGAAAACAUUCAUCACACUAACUUGGUGAGUUCAAUAUAUACAAGUUGAGAGAAUUGCUUAGCCUUGUACAAGUUGGACUCAACAAGAAGAAGUUAGUUAUAGUAUAAUCAUCAUCUCUUCGCUUCCAAUGGCACAAAGAUCUAUUACUGAACACCACCAAGUAUCACAAAGAAAAGGAGCAUACAACCAAAUCCUUAAAAUAACGGCAAUCAACAAUAUAUAUCUCGACUCAUUGAACAACAAUAUUAUUAGAUAUUCCUAGUUUUACUUAACAGAAUUCAAGUCCAUCCAAAACAGAGAAAAAUCGAGAAAAACUAGUGAAAGGAAAAAAGAAACUCUAGUUUUUGAA
Rubroshorea leprosula is the source of this 1059-nucleotide messenger RNA. The record is from the annotation of a GenBank genome assembly. Lineage: Eukaryota; Viridiplantae; Streptophyta; Magnoliopsida; Malvales; Dipterocarpaceae.